Messenger RNA from Trichogramma pretiosum, 1641 nucleotides. RefSeq names its product ankyrin-1-like. The record is from RefSeq and is a predicted model, not a curated record. The coding region runs from base 1 to 1641 and encodes 546 amino acids. NCBI's taxonomy places the organism in Eukaryota, Metazoa, Arthropoda, Insecta, Hymenoptera, Trichogrammatidae. Gene Ontology annotation, molecular function: protein binding. The transcript has a single exon.
AUGGAUCGAUUAGAAACAUUGAAGGGAUUACGAGAAAGAUUCAAUUUGCAGAUCGAAGGCGAGCGACAUAAAUUUAUCCGUCAACUUUAUCCUCUUGUCCGUGAUUGGAUUGACGCAGUUCCAAAUCACCGAGACAUCUUUCGCGAAGGAGACAUCGAGAGUCUUCUAAACACUAUGCAUACGGGCAUAGAUAGUCUGCUGAACGAUUUGCGAAACAGUGAAUUAAUCGGGUUUUUGGUUCGCACCGGAUACAAGGACGAGCCCAAAGUCGGCGUAGACGACGAGCCGCUGCUGCGUCGAACCACACCGGUGCAUCGAGCGGCUCGACGUGUUCACGGCGCCUCCUACGCUAUCCGCAACCUAUUCCAGAUUUUUAACAGACUCGACGCGAAUUACGUCGACGAGGAUGGCGUGACGCAUUUUCACAUAGCCUGUCGUUACGGCUUCGACGACGUCGUCGAGAAAUUCCUCGAUCUCGGCCGGGUAGAUCCCAAUACAUGUCCCUUGCCAACAAAUGGCAACUCGCCGCUGCACUUGGCUCUGGAACACGACGGCCAUUUUGGGGUGGCCGCAUUGCUGCUGAGCAGAGGCGCGGAUCCGAACUCGACCAAUCUCGAGGGAUCGACCCCUCUGCACUUCCUAAGCCAGAAUUGCAGCGAUGACUCGGCGGAGCCAUUUUUUCGGAUCGUCGACGAAUUGAAUCUUUCGGUGCACAUUGACGCCCGGGACAAGCUGGGUCAGACGCCGCUGUACUUAGCUAUGAGAUACAGAUCAAAGAAGAAAGUCAAAUCGUUGCUGAGAAGAGGCGCCAAUCCAAAUUUGGCAGACUCGUGUGGAUUCACCCCUCUGCACGUACCUUGCGCGGAGGGGGACUGUGAUCGUAUUGGCUUGAUCAAGCUAUUCUUCAAGGUCAACAACGAGUUGAAUCAGUCGGUGGAGGUCGACGCCCGGGACAAGUGGGGUCGGACACCUCUGCAUUACGCCGUGGCAAAUCUUUUUCCGCAUAUUGUCGAUGAACUCUUGGAUCGUGGCGCUGAUCUGUCUGGCUUCGCUUUUCCUGCCGAGAAGGACUUUGACCAGUUCCAUGAAAUUGGGAACGAGCACGACCAUCACUACAAGUAUAAUCUGGUGUCCGGAGCGCUGGCAGUUGUCGAUAUCCUAGAGAGAAGGGGACGCGAGUUGUACCGUAGCGAAGCGCUGAUCGUCAUGAAAUUUUUCGCUAAGCAUGGAUUAAUCGAGAAGUUGAGGCAUUUCGAAUUCAAUUGGUACGAGGACGAGGUGUUCACGAGCAAAGCGAAAGAGUUCAUGGUAAAAGCGGACUUGUCGCUCUACGAUCUGAUGCAGUUGCCACCCCGAGAGGUGGAGAAGCUAUGCACGAACACCGACUUCUUGGAAUUCUUCAUACUGGGAUCAGUGGAGCGCAUUUUACGGUGGUAUCGAUUACCCGUAGAAUCGAGAAAGGCUUGCGCUAUGCAUUUGUGCGAAAAAAUGUCCAGGAGAUUUUUCCGGGACUGGGCAAUGGAGCCAUUCUUGGUGCUGAUUCAUUAUCGACUGCCGAUUCUGUGCUGCGAAAUGAUCAUCGAUAAUUUGAUGAACCAAGACUUGUGCAAUAUUUGUUUGGCCUUCGGUCAAAACUCGUGA